GAUGACAAUCAGAACAAAACCAAUGAAAAGAAAGAGAAAAAAAUGGUUUCUCAGAAACCCCAUGGUACCAUAGAAUAUACUGCUGGAAAUCAGGACACCAUAAACAGCAUAGCAUUAAAGUUUAACGUCACCCCAAACAAGCUUGUGGAGCUCAACAAGCUUUUCACACAGACGAUUGUGCCAGGCCAGAUUCUCUUUGUGCCAGAAGCAAGCGCUGCGAGGCUGUCUUCUGUCAGUCCUGGUGCUCCUGUUUCUCCUUCAUCAUCAGAUGCUGAAUAUGAUAAACUCCCUGAUGCUGAUUUGGCAAGAAAGGCCUUCAAACCCGUUGAGAGAGUCCUGUCCUCUACUUCAGAAGAGGAUGAGCCUGUGGUUGUCAAAUUUUUAAAAAUGAAUUGUCGUUACUUCACAGAUGGUAAGGGUGUAGUUGGAGGAGUCAUGAUAGUAACUCCAAACAAUAUCAUGUUUGACCCACAUAAGUCUGAUCCUCUGGUAAUUGAGAAUGGCUGUGAAGAAUAUGGGCUCAUCUGCCCCAUGGAGGAGGUUGUCUCAAUAGCUCUCUACAAUGACAUCUCUCACAUGAAGAUUAAAGACGCAUUGCCAUCUGACAUACCAAAGGAUCUUUGUCCUCUGUACAGGCCAGGAGAAUGGGAAGACCUAUCCUCUGAGAAAGAUAUCAAUCCUUUCAGCAAAUUCAAAUCUCUUAGCAAGGAAAAGAGGCAGCAGAAUGGGGAUCCAUCCAUUGCGCUGGGUGCCAAACAGAUAAAGGCUUCAGAUAAGGAAAAGUCUGCUGAUUUUGAAGUUCUUCAGUCAUCUGAGAGUACAGGCUCAAUCAAAUCAAAGUCACUGGAGUUUCCCAACAAUAUCACUGCCAAUGAACAUUUGGAAAAGUUUGCUGCGGAUCCAUGUACUAAGGAACCUUCUAGGGAAAAAAGUGCUUCAGACAUCAAAACCAAAGAAAAAUCCCUUUUGGGAGAAGGAGAGGAUGACUUCAUUGAGCUGGAAAAGACGUCAUCUCGUAUGGAUAGAGGGUUGGACAGGAAAAUCUCAGUAAUGGAAGGCUUGCUGGCUGACCCCAGGGAGUUGGGGAGAACUAAGCAGCAGGUAACCAAACCCACUACAGAAGUCCAGGAGCACUUGACAGUUGAUUCCUUGGAAAAAAAGGACAGUGUUGAACCUAAAGCUGACUUAGACUUAGAGCUGUGUGAAAAGCAAGAUGUUAUUCCAGAAGUAAACAAAUGUGUCAGUUCCCCUACAGGUAAGGUGGAGACUGCAUUGGACACUAAGAAAGAGCUAGAGAAAGAUAAACUUAUUGAAUUUUACCUCAAUAAAGAUGGGAAUGGGUCUCAGUCAUCUGAAGACUUACACAAGGCUGAAAUCCAGAAAGGUGAAAACAAUAAAGCAAUUGGCAUAGACCUUACACUUAGCUGUUCAAAGUCCCAAGCUAAUGAAGUCCAUACAGUUAAAAGUAUGGAGCUUGAUUCCUGCUGCGUUGAAAGGAAAGCACCUUCAUUAGGAAUCAGCUCAGCAGCAGCAGAGGAAAAGGAUCUGAAAGAGUCUGUGGACUCUUCAUUAGUACCAGCUAUAGACAAGACCUGUCAAGAAACACAGUUAGACAAUCAAUCAGAAAUCAGACUGUGGCUACUGCAGAAAAUUCAAGUGCCAAUUGAAGAUAUGCUUCCUUCGAGAGAGGAGAAGAGCAAGACUCCUCCAAUGUUUCUGUGCAUUAAAGUAGGCAAGCCCAUGAGAAAGUCCUUUGCUUCUCAGAGCACCACCAUGUCUCAACAGUACAGUAAAAAGAUAAAGCAACCAGAGUACUGGUUUGCUGUUCCUCGAGAAAGGGUGGAUCACUUGUACACAUUUUUUGUCCAGUGGUCACCAGAAAUAUAUGGGAAAGAUGCCAAAGAGCAAGGUUUUGUUGUGGUAGAAAAGGAGGAGCUUGACAUGAUAGACAACUUCUUCAGUGAGCCCACUACUAAAAGCUGGGAGAUCAUUACUGUAGAAGAAGCAAAACGACGAAAGAGCAUUUGCAGUUACUAUGAGGAAGACGACGAUGAUACUUUGCCUGUCUUAAAGCAUCACAGUGCCCUCCUGGAGAAUAUGCACAUAGAGCAGCUUGCCCGGUGCUUGCCCGCACGAGUGCAGGGAUAUCCGUGGCGGCUUGCGUACAGUACACUGGAGCACGGGACUAGCCUGAAGACUCUGUACCGUAAAUCGGCAUCUCUCGACAGUCCGGUUCUCCUUGUCAUCAAGGAUAUGGACAACCAGAUAUUCGGCGCGUAUGCUACACAUCCCUUCAGGUUUAGUGACCAUUACUACGGCACCGGUGAAACAUUCCUCUACACAUUCAGUCCAAAUUUCAAGGUAUUCAAAUGGAGUGGAGAGAACACCUACUUCAUCAACGGAGACACCAGCUCUCUGGAGCUUGGAGGUGGAGGUGGCCGGUUUGGCUUAUGGUUAGAUGCAGACUUGUAUCACGGGCGAAGCAACUCCUGCAGCACCUUCAAUAAUGACAUCUUAUCUAAGAAAGAAGAUUUCAUAAUACAAGAUGUAGAAGUAUGGACAUUUGAAUGAAAUACUGACUGCCUUAAGGACUGGAUCCAUUAGGCACUUAAAAGCUAACCAGAAGGUGCAGGCUGCCUCACAAUGUUACAUGCUUUUUCCUCAAGUUUGUACCAGAGCAUGACUACGCAAAAAAACCCAACCAACCAACCCAAGAAGAAACAGAGCUGGUUUUGAGAGGCAGUAAGAGACAAAACAGUAAGAGAUCAGUCUGAAGUGGUUUUUACUUCCUCCUCCAGUGCUCUUCCAUUGAAGAUAUGAUGCUUAUGAAAACAUUCAUGGUGUAUAAGUCGAAAACUUUUUCUGUAACUGUGAAAAAGAUCCUGUGGGAAAACUAUAACUGUCUAGCACAUUCCACGUGUAUUUAUAUUCAAUGUACAAAUGCUAACCAAAAAUAAAAGGUUACUUUACCAAAA
This is a messenger RNA of Tauraco erythrolophus (red-crested turaco), 2975 nucleotides long. The record is from RefSeq and is a predicted model, not a curated record. Lineage: Eukaryota; Metazoa; Chordata; Aves; Musophagiformes; Musophagidae.